AUGUCGUUCUUCAACUCACUAGGCCGAUCCAUGGGUCGAAAUUCACGGCCCAAGAAAUCACCGACCCAUCCCAACAUGCCCACGUUCGACCCAUCCUCGCUCUCCAACUAUCCCCGCUCUCCCACCUCGCCCAUCUCCUCCUCCACCAGCCUCUCGCUCGGCUCGAACGGCAAACCGCUCUACCUAUGCCACCCCUUCGUCACCGCUUCCCUGGUCAAAGGCUCUCUAAAAACCAUCUCCUCCGUCCCCAAAUACGUCGAUCCUAAAGAAUGGAUCGCCGUCAACCUCUUCGACUUCUUCAACAACCUCAACCAGUUCUACGGAGUCCUCACCGAGUUCUGCACCGUCACCAACAACCCUACCAUGUCCGCUGGUCCCGGUCUCGACUACACGUGGAUCGACCAGAACCGCAAACAGGUCAAGCUGCCUGCACCGCAGUACAUCGACUACGUCAUGACUUGGGUUGGGGGGUUGCUCUCGGACGAAUCCACUUUUCCGACAAAAGCAAGUCGUGAUUUCCCCCCAACAUUCCUCACCACCGCCAAGCACAUCUACAAGCAGCUGCUCAGGGUUUUUGCGCACAUCUACCAUGCUCAGUUCGGCUAUCUGGUUCACCUCUGUUGCGAGGGCCAUUUUAAUAGUCUCUUCGCCCACUUUUUGGCUUUCGGAACGGAGAAUAGGUUGUUCGACUAUAGGGAUUUCAGAGGCACUGGUGGUGCAGCGGUAGGCGGUGCUGCAGCGGGGGUAGGGAGCGGAUAUCCAGGGGUAUGCGAUUUGAUCGAGAGGUGGGUAGAGAUGGGCGUGCUUGGUCCAGAGUGUAUCGGCCAGAGAUAG
This is a messenger RNA of Pseudozyma hubeiensis SY62, 834 nucleotides long. RefSeq lists its product as hypothetical. Gene Ontology annotation, molecular function: protein kinase activator activity. Gene Ontology annotation, cellular component: nucleus; cytoplasm. The coding region runs from base 1 to 834 and encodes 277 amino acids. NCBI's taxonomy places the organism in Eukaryota, Fungi, Basidiomycota, Ustilaginomycetes, Ustilaginales, Ustilaginaceae. The record is from RefSeq and is a predicted model, not a curated record. Gene Ontology annotation, biological process: signal transduction; cell division; positive regulation of protein phosphorylation. The transcript has a single exon.